GUACAGCAGACUGCUGCUUACUUCAAAAUAGCGCCAGCGCCUGGUUUUUCUUCUCCCCUUUCUUCCACUCCCAUACUCCGUCAUUGUAUGUACUCUCUGGCGGCUGCCCACACCUACAAGCAAACCGAGAGAUGUCCGAGCCUGCGACAGUCGACAGCACUCACACACCCCAAGAUUAUUAUUCCAGUUUUACUCAAAGGCCGGAGCUUGGACACAAGUUCCGCGACAUCGAUGAUUCCGCCAACCUGAAGCAGUACCGAGCUGUCCUACAAGAUCCGCAGACGAGGAACUUUGUCCUCGACUUUGGCAAUGAAGAUGCGUGGUGUGCAGUAAACUUGGACCAGGAAGACAUCGCGCUGCUCUUACACAAGCCAAAGCCGAAAUGCUUCGGGACCCGGUGGAUCAACAUAUGGGCUCCCGAGCAGCAGAAGGAUCUGAUCAAGACCAUCACUAGUCACUAUGGUGUGUCCGAACGGCUACAGGGCAUGAUGUGCACAGACCCGGUCGAGCGUCCAUCAAAGCCUCCAGCUCCUGCUGAGCCUCCAAGGAUUAGCUUCCAUGCAAGACAGCUCGAUAGACUACAUUCGCCCCGCUUGGACGACCUCGAAGAAGGCAACGCUCUGAGGAGUCUGACAGAUCCCGAGGAAAUUAGCGCACUGGCAUCUUUCAGGGGGCUCACCUUCGCCCAUGUUAUCGAUCAGAUCUGGCACUUUUGCUCUGUGGAUUAUGGACCAAGAUAUACCUGCGUUGGGUAUAACUCGAUCUACGUGAUCCCAGGUUUCGAAAUGGACAACGGGAAAGACCUACCCAAUGGCAGGCGGUUGUGGUCCUGGUUGAUUUUGUGUGAUGAUGGAACUGUCAUAUAUAUGCAAGAGAACCCGUUUCCUGGCUUAUCUGGUCCAUCGGAGAAAGAAAUCAAGGCUGUUCUCGGCGUGGUGCGGCGGAACAUGCAGCUUAUCUUCGCCGGGGUAUCCAAGUAUCAUCCCACUUCUUCAGAAAGCGACUCCCUGGUGACUAUCCGGGUACGACCAUCCCCGGAGGCGGGUCCCGAACAGACGAGCAUUAGGCAAGAGGAUGGCCCGAGUCUACUUUUUUACUAUAUCUUCGAUGACUGGGUGGCAUCUUAUGCUCUUGUUGCGAAGCGUGAGCAUAAAUACGGUGUGGCUUUGGAUCGGUUGAGGAGAGAUAUGCUGGCUAAGCCGGUCGUAGACUUGAUAGACGAGUUACACUGGCUGGGAAGGCGACUGGCGGUCCUCAAGCGUCUCUACCAGAGCUACGAGCUCAUCAUGAUGCGCAUUCUGCAACGACAGCGGUCGCUCCAGGACAAAGCACGCCACAACCGCCCUCAGUUGGCGCUCGGACAGACAUUCGAUGACGACGACUCCGUCGAUGCUCAACAGCAAUCUAUGCAAAGCAGCUUCAGUCUCGCGAGUGCCCCGGCCGAUUCAGUCGGCGUAUACCUAAGCUCCACGGCCGUGGCUCGAUUCGAGAGGUUGAUCGACCGCAUCAAGCUGUAUUGCCUUUCUGAAAUUGACACUUGCUUGACGGAGAAAGAGAAUCUGACCUUCUUGAACUUCAACUUGAUCGCGCUUAAAGAUUCACAAGCUGUGGAAAAACUAACCCGGAUCACUAUCUUGUUGGCGAAGGUGACGAUCCUCUUUCUACCGGUCAGUCUGAUGACGGGGUACUUUUCGACAGAGCUUCAGAAUGUCAAAGGAACGUACACGAUCACGCAGUACUGGGCCAGCUUCGGCGUGAUCAUGUUCUUGUCCUUCGUGUCGCUGGUUUUCUUCGGUUAUGUGAGUGACACGGUGGAGGGUAAACCGAUCUACGAGUCGUUGUUCCAGAAGUUCUUCCGGUUGUCUCGGAGCAAGAUUUCGCACAGUCGCAGGGAUGCACCG
Molecule: messenger RNA, 1901 nt
Organism: Aspergillus homomorphus CBS 101889
Lineage: Eukaryota; Fungi; Ascomycota; Eurotiomycetes; Eurotiales; Aspergillaceae
Exons: 8
Molecular function (GO): magnesium ion binding; magnesium ion transmembrane transporter activity; cobalt ion transmembrane transporter activity
Source: RefSeq, a predicted model, not a curated record